AUGUUAAGCGUGAUUUACAUCCUCACGAUUGCCGGUUGUUUACACACGCCAGUGACUUGUGGCCGCGAGCAACACCAUGGUCCGAGUGCGGCCGCCGAGGAACUCAACGGACUGACAUUUACACCGUCCGGUGGUGGUGGCGGCAGUCACGUGCCACGGAACCAGGCAGCCACCGGGGCCCGGUUUAGCCGACGCAAGAAGACGGAGAAGCUACAGCCCCCCACCGGUGACCCACUGUACCGCGAUGAGGAGGACACGAUCGAGCCGGGCGUCUGCCAGGUGUACACCGGGACGACGUGCGAGCAGUUCCUGCGCAACCAGACCGUAUUCGUGACGCCGGACAUCACGAUGGAGGUGCUGGAGGAGCGCCUCAAGUCCGCGUACGGUGUGAUCCGUGAGUCGAAGGACAUGAACGCCAACUGCCGGGUCUACGCCCUGCCCAGCCUUUGCUACAGCAUCCUGCCACUCUGCCGCACGCCCGAGCUGACCAACCAUCAGUACUUCGCCAAUAAGGCGACCGCCGAAGCAUCGGCCCGCCGGCCGGCCGCAGCCGGGAGGGCAAAGGUAAGGUCACACGAGAAAAAGAACAACCGCAAACAGUUGCUCAAGGCGGCCCAGUCUACCGAAGUCCCGGAGCACGUGACCCAGAGCACACCCAGCACCACCACCACGGAACGGUUGCGGGUUUACUUCAGUGGAGGCGUGACUCCCGACCCCGGCGAACACUCCUUCGAUGGUGACAUCGUGAUCGAGAACGCCCUUCCCCGGUACCAACGCCGUGAGCGACGUGCGGCCGGUGACUCCCUGAGUCGGAGUCGUUUCGUCCAGCAGCAGGACGAAGUGUCCGUCCUGUCGUACACCUCGUCUGGCACGCCCAAGAAGUCCUACCCACCGACGCGGAACACCGAGAAUCUGCGCCGGAUCUGCCGCAACGAUUGCGAGCUGCUCGAGAACGAACUGUGCCAGCAGGAGUACGCCAUCGCGAAGCGGCAUCCGACGAUCGGCCAGAAGCUGCCGCUCGAGGAGUGCGACGAUCUGCCGCUCCAGACGAGCGUCGACGGUACGAUUCUGAACGGCAUCGGUGGGCUGGGUAGCUCGGGCGAUAGCGAGUGUAUGCGGCUCGGGAUCGACCUGGACAUCCGGCCGGACGACGACUGCUACUGGGAGAACGGGGCCAGCUACCGGGGCAUCACCGAUCGGACCACGUCGGCGAAGAUCUGCAUGCGCUGGUCGAAGCUGAUGCACACCAUGUCGGAGUUCCCGCACCUGGCCGGUCACAACUACUGCCGCAACCCACCGCACGCCGGACCGAUGGACGCACCGUGGUGCUACGUGGACAUGCAGAAGACGAUCGAGUACUGUGACAUCCCCCGGUGCUCCGACCGGAUGUGGAUGUACAUCAUCAUCGGGUUCGUUGCCGUCAUCUCGCCGCUGUUCAUCGGCGUGGCCGUGUUCUGUUGCCGCAAGUACCGCAAACACGGUGUCUCCAACAUCCAGAACAUCAAUUUGCCGAACGCGGACAAGAACAUUUACGGCAACUCGCGGCUCAACUCGCCCAUCGAGAUGACGUCGCUGAUAGCGAACCAGGCGUCGUCGGCCGGUGGGGCGGCCAGCCGAAACGCGGAGAACGGUGGCAUCCAGGGACUGUUAAGUGGGCAACCGGGCAGCACCGGCGGGCAGCCGUCACAGUCGCGCAACAACGGCAUCUCGCGGGUCCCACAGUACACACUGCAGGACGUCCGCUUCGUCGAGGAGCUGGGCGAGGGCGCAUUCGGCAAGGUGUACAAGGGCGAGCUGACGCAGAAGACGGGCGACAAGAUCUUCGUGGCGGUGAAGGCACUGAAGGAGAACGCGAGCGCCAAGACGCAGGCGGACUUUAAGCGCGAAAUCGAGCUGAUCUCGGACCUGAAGCACGACAACAUCGUGUGCAUCCUCGGGGUGGUGCUGAAGGAGGAGCCACUGUGCAUGCUGUUCGAGUACAUGGCGCAGGGCGAUCUACACGAGUUCCUGAUCGCCAAUUCGCCCAACGAGGGCAAAUCGCUCAGCCAGCUCCAGUUUCUACUGAUCGCGCAGCAGAUCUGCGACGGUAUGGAGUAUCUGGCCAGCCACCACUACGUCCACCGGGAUCUGGCGGCCCGCAACUGUCUGGUGGGCGACAGUCUGACGGUGAAGAUCUCGGACUUUGGACUCUCGCGUGACAUCUACAGCUCCGACUACUAUCGGGUCCAAUCGAAGUCACUACUCCCCGUACGCUGGAUGCCGUCCGAGUCGAUCCUGUACGGCAAGUUCACGACGGAAAGUGACGUCUGGUCGUUCGGUGUGGUCCUCUGGGAGAUCUACAGCUACGGGCUGCAGCCGUACUACGGUUACAGCAACCAGGAGGUGAUCAAUAUGGUGCGCGCCCGGCAGCUUCUACCGUGUCCCGAGUCGUGUCCCAGUGCCGUCUACUCGCUGAUGGUGGAGUGCUGGCACGAGCAAGCGGUACGACGGCCCACCUUCCCGGAAAUCGGCCACCGGCUCAAGAUAUGGUAUCAGGCGCAGAAGCGAACCGAACAGAACGAACAGAGUGGUUUCAAUCGGAAGGGUUCGAUGCUGAGCGUAAACACGCAGCGCAUGUCCUCCCAGGGUAACCUCAACGUUGCCACACCAUCGUCCUCGUCGAGCCACCAUUCGCUCAGCCGGGAACGGAACGGCGAUUCGGGUCGCUGUGACCAGCAGCAGCAGCAACAACAACCGGUUAUGGCACAAUCGCAACCUCGCAAGCAUCACCAUUCGCUGGAGCGGGAGAAGAUCCUCAGGACGAACCAGCAGCUACAGCAGCAGGCACUGCUGCAACAGCAAGCCCCUCCGAAUCCGGUGGCCUCGCGUCAUCAGCAUCACCAGCACCACCACUCGCUGGAUCGUACCAACAGUGGCCAGCUGAUGGACGACCCGUCUAACGGCGAUCAGUGCGAGACGCAGAGCAACCGCAGCUUCUACCACAACGCCAGUGCCAGCCGGAGCAACAAAAGCAUACACUCGAUGCAGGAGCAACACCAGCAUCAGCAUCAGCACCAGCACGGUCACGUGCAGCAUCAACCGCACCAGCAGCACCAGCAUCCGCACGCAAUGGGAGGCCACCCGCAGGGCUACAAGAACUUCAGUCUACCUCGGAAGAGCGUCGACAGUGGGCUCGAGUAUGGGCUCGAUUCCGGUACCGAGCUGACGGGGCUCACCAACAGUCCGGGCUACCCGGUGGCCGGUGGUGGUGUCGGGCGACCCGGCGAGGCGACCCGGCGGCCACCGAAGGACCCGCACCGUCACCAUCACCACCAUCACCACCACCAUGGGUCGGGACGGAGCAGAAGUCGCAUCGACGCGAUAGGGAACGCCUCGAACGCCGUCGGUAGCUCCAUAUCUUCGCUGCCCGGCAGUGGCGCGGACCUCGGCACCGAGUUUGACCGCCAGGCACAGCAACUGGUCGCGCCCAAGCACAGCACACAGUCGCUGGUGGCGGGCGGUGGCCGCAAACCGAGCCAUAGCGGCAGCAUCCUCAGUGUGGCCAGCAAUGCCAGUGAACAGUGCGCCGGCGUUCCGGGCGGCGGUUCCUUUCAACCCGGUUUCAGCUCACCCUCGCCAACCGUACACUCGAUCGGCAACGGCAUCAUCCCGUCGGGGCCAGCCGAACCCGUCGGCCUCGGCCUCAUGCAGUCAUCGUACCACGAAGGCUAG
Anopheles cruzii is the source of this 3711-nucleotide messenger RNA. RefSeq names its product tyrosine-protein kinase transmembrane receptor Ror (gene Ror). The record is from RefSeq and is a predicted model, not a curated record. NCBI's taxonomy places the organism in Eukaryota, Metazoa, Arthropoda, Insecta, Diptera, Culicidae. Gene Ontology annotation, cellular component: signaling receptor complex; membrane. Gene Ontology annotation, biological process: multicellular organism development; protein phosphorylation; positive regulation of kinase activity. Gene Ontology annotation, molecular function: ATP binding; protein binding; transmembrane receptor protein tyrosine kinase activity. The transcript is spliced from 6 exons. Bases 1 to 3711 code for a protein of 1236 amino acids.